This is a messenger RNA of Folsomia candida, 809 nucleotides long. RefSeq names its product cytochrome P450 2K6-like. Bases 15 to 809 code for a protein of 264 amino acids. The transcript has 4 exons. Gene Ontology annotation, molecular function: iron ion binding; oxidoreductase activity, acting on paired donors, with incorporation or reduction of molecular oxygen, reduced flavin or flavoprotein as one donor, and incorporation of one atom of oxygen; heme binding. Gene Ontology annotation, biological process: xenobiotic metabolic process. Gene Ontology annotation, cellular component: intracellular membrane-bounded organelle; cytoplasm. NCBI's taxonomy places the organism in Eukaryota, Metazoa, Arthropoda, Collembola, Entomobryomorpha, Isotomidae. The record is from RefSeq and is a predicted model, not a curated record.
UUCACUGGAGAACCAUGUUUGUCUAUUACGCUCUUGCGGUUACUGCAUUGCUGAUAAUUUACUACUUCCGUUUCAAAGAUGAUCGUAGCAAGGAACCACCAGGGCCAAAACCAUGGCCAGUUAUAGGAAAUUUAUUAGAUUUGGUUAUGGCAUCUGAUAACAUGACCUUAUCGCUGGGAGUCUUGGCAGAAAAAUAUGGAGAAAUAUAUUCCUUAAAGGUUGGAUCUAAGAAGUCAGUGGUACUCACAUCGAAAGAAGCCAUGCAAACCAUCCUCACCAAUGACGUCACGUUUGCUCGAGAUUUCACGGGAAUGUUUGCAGAUCGAACUUUCAACAAAAAUUUAGGGAUUAUCUUUUCCGAGGGUGAAGUUUGGGAAAAGUUGAGACCUUGGACGUUUAGAACUUUGAGGGAAUUCGGUUUCGGUAAAUCUUCCGAUAUGGAGUAUUUCAUUCAGGAUGCAUCCCAGCGCCUAUUCGCCUCAAUUGAUGGCAAGAUCGGAACCGAUAAAAAGAAGAGCUGCGACCUCAAUGUCGAACUUCUCUACAACAAUUCCAUUCUUUCCAUCAUGUGGCAAAUGGUGGUUGGUCAGCUUUCUCUGGACGAUGACCCGUACCUCAAACUACUCGGAGAGAAAGGAGAUGCUUGCAUUCGAUCCGGUAUUUUUGGGGCCAGCAUCGUGAAUGCGUAUCCAUUUUUGAGAUUCGUCUUUCCAAAGGCGUUAGGAUACGACGUGCAAAUGGACUUUUUCAAGACAUGCAAUUUAGUUGCUCUAGUAAGGGAAAUAUUUUUAAAUUUGAACGAUCGAUGA